This is a messenger RNA of Fimicolochytrium jonesii, 972 nucleotides long. Its product is annotated as phosphatase 2C-like domain-containing protein. NCBI's taxonomy places the organism in Eukaryota, Fungi, Chytridiomycota, Chytridiomycetes, Spizellomycetales, Powellomycetaceae. Gene Ontology annotation, molecular function: protein serine/threonine phosphatase activity; cation binding. Gene Ontology annotation, biological process: protein dephosphorylation. The coding region runs from base 1 to 972 and encodes 323 amino acids. The transcript has 3 exons. The record is from RefSeq and is a predicted model, not a curated record.
AUGCCUCUCAUCAAAAUAACAAAAGGCGUAGCUCGCGGGCAAGGCGCGCGCCCUUACCAAGAAGACCAAUACGCGCUCGCCGACGAAGCAUUCUCACAAUCCGGUUUCGCCCUGUACUCCGUCUUCGACGGCCACGGCGGCGGCGAAGCCUCCAAGCACGCCUCAAAACACCUCCCCAAACUCGUCGUCAACUCCGACGCCUUCAAGCAGGGGGACUACAAGCGCGCGCUGAAGGAGGCGUUCCUGGAGGAAGACCGCCAGCUCGCUCAGGAAUUCAAGGUGGCUGCUGCUGCGGCCGGCCAGGCGCCUGCUGCCCCCGUCGGCGCUGGCGGACUGGGCGCCGGGAACGGAACCGGUCGUGGAGGCAGUACCGCCACCGUCGCGUUGAUCGCCCACGAGAAGCUCUACGUAGCCAAUGUAGGCGACUCCACCGCCGCGCUCGCUAAGCGGGUAGAGCGCGGCCAGGGCGGAGCCAACGCGGCGAUCGCGGCCGGCGACAAUGGGGUGGGCACGGAGGUGGCGCCGGCGACGAAUGGGGAGUAUGUCGCCGUGAGGUUGAGCAAAGAGCAUAAGGUGGAUGAUAAGGCCGAGUCGGAUCGCUUGCAGAAAGCGGAUGCGACUGUGAGGGCUGAUCGCGUCGUGGGCCCUGGACAUGCGAUCAAUAUGACGAGAGCGUUGGGCGACUUUGACUUCAAGUUGCCGGAGAAUGGCGCAAAGGAGGAUUGGAUCUCCCCCGUCCCACACCUAACAGAGAUGCCCCUAACCCCAGCGGUCGAUUUCGCCAUCAUCGCCUCCGACGGACUCUGGAACCACUUCCACGAGUCGCAGUUGAUACCCAUGGUCGCCGACAUGCGCAAGCAGGGCAGCACCCCGCAGCAGAUUUGCGAUUCGUUUGUUUCCAAGCUGGAGCAGACACCCGGCUCAGACAACAUCACCUUCAUGCUCCUCGACUUUACAUGGUCCGAACAAUAA